Molecule: messenger RNA, 1332 nt
Organism: Halteromyces radiatus
Lineage: Eukaryota; Fungi; Mucoromycota; Mucoromycetes; Mucorales; Cunninghamellaceae
Exons: 2
Coding region: 164-1231 (355 amino acids)
Biological process (GO): nucleocytoplasmic transport
Cellular component (GO): nuclear pore
Molecular function (GO): structural constituent of nuclear pore
Source: RefSeq, a predicted model, not a curated record
GUAAAAUCAAAAAAAAAAAAAAGAUACAAAUCAGAGAAAUGAGUGACAAGUAAUUAACAAUAAAAAAAAUACGUUUAUAGAGGAUAAAUCAGCAUCUGAAGAUACCAAAGAAUCGACACUCAAGCGAAAGGGAUCUCUUACCGAAACGAAUCAACCAAAUAAAAUGCCAACAUUCAAUUUCAAGCCCACAACUACUUUUGGAACCGUGAGUCGUGAAGAACCGAAGAGUGUAACAGAAACAGCUACAGCAACAACAGUGACUGGUGAACAGCCAUCAAUCAAGAAAGUGACAGGUGACACUGAAAAGGAAAAGACUAGUCCAUUUACUUUACCGAAGACUACUCAACAAGCAACAGCUGUUUCAUCUAAAGAAAGUGAUAAGGCUAGUAAAUUCAGUGUGUCCACGACCGUAACACCUUCUGCGUCCAAAACAACAACGCCAGCCACUACUACAACAAUGCCGACACCAGCUCAAAAAACAACACCAAAAGAUACAUUCAAACCAUUGGUCAGCAAAGAGACACCACCAAUCACAAUCUCUUCUGCUGGCACUCCAACCAAGAGCAUUUUGAAAUCAUCAUCGACAUCAAAAGAUACAUUUGGACCAGCAAAAACAACGACACCGUCUACAGUACAAACAACAAUACAAUCCAACAUCACCAGUAUAGACCAAAUCAAAGAAUCAACACGAUUUGCCCAAUUACCCACAGAUGCUCAAUCAGUACUUCUAGAGGCCGAACAAUUUAUUAACAAUCAGCAACUACUUUCACGCAAUAUUCGAACACGUAUGGAUGCAUUUGGAGGUGAAGAUAUCAUCCAUGUCAAUACCCAAGUCUCUGAACUCUUAAAUAAUGCUAGUGCAUUGAAAGAACAAUUACAAGCACAAUUACAAAUGAUUACACGACUUGGGACUGAAAUGAAACAACAAUUGGAUGCAACGACGAUCAGCAAAGUGAUAGCCGAUCGUGGUCAUGUCAAACGAAUUUCCAUGUCAUCAGCAGAUCACCAUAGUUACUUUACAGCAUUAUAUGAAAGAUUACGUGGACAGUUGAUCGAAUUUGAAUCGGCCGUGGGACAAAUUGAACAAAGACUACAACAAGAAAUGGCAUCUGGUAAAUCUCCUCAAGAUUUGGGAAUGUUGAUCUCCUCUCAAAAUCAACUGUUCUUAUCUCUCUCGGGCAAGGCCAGCGAACUACAUCAACGGGUGCAAAGUCUUUUACUUAUACCUUGAACAUUUUGUAAAUGUAUAGUUUUCUCCAUUCUCUUUUCUUCUUCUUCUUAUUAAUUUUAUCAAUAAACGAAAAUAUAUAUCUAUUUUUCUUUGGUGAUGAU